Molecule: messenger RNA, 1667 nt
Organism: Ochlerotatus camptorhynchus
Lineage: Eukaryota; Metazoa; Arthropoda; Insecta; Diptera; Culicidae
Gene: AsnRS-m
Product: asparagine--tRNA ligase, mitochondrial
Exons: 2
Coding region: 67-1506 (479 amino acids)
Biological process (GO): asparaginyl-tRNA aminoacylation
Cellular component (GO): mitochondrion
Molecular function (GO): nucleic acid binding; asparagine-tRNA ligase activity; ATP binding
Source: RefSeq, a predicted model, not a curated record
CAGCAGUUUUGUAAUAAUUUGAAUAAGUUACAAUUUAGGCAGUAAAAUAUAUAUAUAUAAACCAAAAUGUUACGGCAUUUACUAGGAAGAUUAGCAUUUGGUAACAAAUUAUACGCUACGAAGCAAUCGCGAUGCAUUUUCCAUUUAUCCAGCAUCAAGGACGUGACGAGUGGGAAGCAUCGAGAAGGUGACCAGAUUAAAGUUAAGGGCUGGAUCAAAUCCGUUCGCAAACUGAAGGAAAAUGCUUUCCUUGACGUCAACGAUGGUACCUGCCCUGGCAACCUACAACUGGUGGUCAGUAAAACUCUACUCCACGAAGCGGCCUAUGGAUCAUCUGUAGACGCAAGUGGCACCCUCGGCCGAACACCGAAAAAUCAACUCGAACUCAAAGUCGAACAUUUCCAAGAACUUGGCAGUUGCCACCUCUCCGAGGGCUAUCCCUUCUAUCCGAAGAAAACCUACUCACCGGACUACAUCCGCAACCACCUUCACCUCAGACCGCAAACCCCUUCAUUUGGAUCGACCCUACGCGUACGGCACCACGUGACCAAAUGUUUCAACGACUAUCUCGACCGGGAAGGAUUCGUUCAGAUUCACACUCCUAUAAUCACCUCCAACGAUUGCGAAGGAGCAGGCGAAGCAUUCCUGGUUCGACCAGCCAACGGAGAGCUACUGCAGCAUAUGGCCAAAAAGGAUGUCCCCCUAGAUCGGGCAUACUUUGAUCGACAGUCCUAUCUAACCGUUUCCGGACAACUGCAUCUGGAAGCAAUGAGUCACGGGCUUGGUAAGGUGUACACCUUCGGUCCAACGUUUCGAGCGGAGAAUUCCAAAUCACCAAUUCAUUUGAGUGAAUUCUACAUGCUUGAACUGGAGGAAGCAUUCAUGGACUCGUUGGAAGCAUUGACGGCAAGAAUUGAAUCGAUCGUGAAAAACGUUACCAAGGCUCUACUGGAUAUUGCAGCGGAAGAUUUGGCUGCCGUGAGAAAGCUGACCACUGAUGUUAGCUUAGACGAAAGCUUUUCGUGGCUCACCAAACCAUGCCCUAGGAUAUCGUUUACAGAAGCGAUAGAGGUUCUUGAGCGAAACAAAUCUAAGCUCAAGUCUGCAGUGCGGCCGGAAGAAGGCAUCAACAAGGAGCAGGAAUUAUUUCUAGUGAGCCAUUAUCAAAGUCCGGUGUUUGUGAUAGACUGGCCCAAGGCAAUAAAAUCGUUUUACAUGCGCGAGAAUCGUGCGGAACCGAAUCUCGUCGAUGCGUUGGAUUUUCUGGUGCCGCACGUGGGAGAACUGGUGGGAGGAAGCGUCCGUGAAGAUGAUUACGGAAAAUUACAAGCAAAACUGCCGGAUCAGGAAGCUCUCCGGUGGUACCUGGAGCUUAGGAAAUUUGGCUCUGUCACGACCGCUGGUUUCGGACUCGGGCUGGAGCGGUACCUCUGUUGGGUGUUGAAUGUUCAUAACAUUAGGGAUGUGAUACCGUUUCCACGGUGGGCGCAUAAUUGUGCUAUGUAAUUUAUGUGUUAGUGGUAUAAUUUAACAGGAAGGAAUAGAAUGUAUUACGAAAACAAGGUUUACAGUGUAUUUUACUAUGGACGCAAUCCGAACGCUGUUAUUUACACAUUUACACUAUACCUGGUUCAAACCUGUUCGUACUAUGCAUUUUGCCUCAAACA